This is a messenger RNA of Camellia sinensis, 1285 nucleotides long. Its product is annotated as glycine-rich RNA-binding protein RZ1B. The record is from RefSeq and is a predicted model, not a curated record. Gene Ontology annotation, cellular component: nucleus. Gene Ontology annotation, molecular function: zinc ion binding; mRNA binding. NCBI's taxonomy places the organism in Eukaryota, Viridiplantae, Streptophyta, Magnoliopsida, Ericales, Theaceae.
AGAAAAAGCACAAAGCCAAACAGGCCUUUACUCCUUUGCAUAUUGUUCGUCUUCUUCUAAACUAGGGCUUAUUCGGAGGUCACACACUAGACAACAACACCAACAAUCGAUUCAAAUUACAAGGCGGGCUCAAAGCAAAACCGCCAAAUCGCAGAAAAACUGGUUUGUAAUUGAUGGCUGGGAGAGAAGAAAACCGUAUAUUUGUUGGAGGGUUGGCAUCGAAAACCACAGAAAGGCACCUCGAAGAUGCAUUUCGUCGUUGCGGAAAGAUCGUUGAGUCUUUGAUCAUGGUGGAAAGAGAUACUGGUCGUCCUCGUGGAUUUGGAUUUGUAACCUUUGCAGAUCGCCGGGCUAUGGAAGAUGCAAUCAGGGACAUGCACGGUCGGGAAUUGGACGGUCGAGUCAUCUCUGUGAACAAGGCACAGCCAAAAAUGCGCAGUGAAGAUCCAGGCUAUGGCAGAGAACUCAUGUCAGGUGGUAGGGACAGUUAUAGAGGAGGAGGAGACAAGCCAGUUGGGCGAUCAGACUGUUUCAAAUGCGGUCGUCCAGGCCAUUUUGCUCGGGAAUGUCCUUCAGCUGGUGGUAGCAGCGAUCGGUUCUCUUCACAUUCUAGGUUUGGCGGCGGCGGCGGCGGUGGUGGUAGUGGUCAUGGUGAUCGAUUUGGUGGGCUGGAACGUUAUGGUGAUCGAUUAGAUGGGGGACAUUACGGAGACAGGGAUCGUGUGGAUACCAGAGACAGCAGGUAUGGGACCCGUGAUCGCUACAGCCAUGACAGGUAUGCACCACCUGUUGGUGAUCGCUUUGCGGGUGAUAGGUUUAUGGACCGGGAGCCUCAAAAUGGGCAUGGCAAAGAUAGGGUUUUUAGUAGGGAUGAAGGACCAAGAGUUGGCAGUGAUAGGUAUGAAGGCGGGGGAGGGCCAACCCGUUAUGAGAGAGGAAGUUAUAGGGACAGGCCUGGUCCUUAUGAUCGCCCUAGAAGGAGCGGUCAUCCAUCUUCCUACGACCGGUACUGAGGCCUGGCACAGUUGUUUUUGUUUUCCAGUUCAUUGAUGGAUGUUUGUUUUACACCAGCUAGCUACUUGGUGCUUAGCAUUCGAAUUUGGGCAGUUUGUUGAUGAAUGUGCAAGCUAACAUUGCUUUCUUUUCGCUGAUGAAUGUAUUCGGAGAUGAUCUCUUGGCUUAUGAUUUAAUUACUUGUUCAGUGAGCAGGGUGUUUUAGACCUGGCAAUUGUGAAAAGCUGUGAUGAUUUUUCGGCUAUUAUUUGAGUGUCAUCUCUUUACUGGC